AUGGCCGGCCUCUUGCCGCCACUCAAAAAUAUGGGACCAACAGUGGCGCCAAUUCAUGUCAAAACGGAAGUCACUUUUUGCGAAGAUGAUCGACCGAUGUCAAAUGGAAGUGAGAACAGCUUAGAGCCGGGACCGAAUGGGAAGAUGAAAAAGCAAAAAGACCGAAUUCGUCGCCCAAUGAACGCGUUCAUGAUUUUCUCAAAACGACACCGGCCAUUGGUGCACAUGAAGUACCCAAAUAAAGACAAUCGGACAGUCUCGAAGAUUUUGGGUGAAUGGUGGUAUGCAUUAGGAGUUGAGGAGAAGCAACAAUACCACAAACUCGCCACCCAAGUCAAAGAGGAGCACUUCAAGGCGCAUCCCGAUUGGAAAUGGUGUACGCGAGGCGAUCGACGAAAAGAUUCGAUGGAUCAAUCGUUAGGGCCAUUGCACAGAAGCGAUGAUGAGAUCCAUCUUCAACCGCCAUCCUCAAUUCCGUCAAUGAUGCGAACGAAUCCCACUCCACCAAUGCUGCACACGUCUUUUCCUAAACCUCCCCCUUUACCCUCAUUGACAUCCCUACCGCCACCGUUGCCUGCGAUAUUACAGGUUCCUUCAACGACAGCGCCCGUUUCCCGGUCGCACUCCGAGCGAAUGGUUCGUCUUUUCGUUGAAGGAUUCGACGGAGUGAAUUUGAGUCCACUGACACCGUCAACUCGUCACUCGUUCUUUCGAUUAGCCGAAAACGAAAUCCCAGUCGAGUCUCCAAUGCUCUCUCCCUCAUUCAAGAAUAUGCCCGUUUUUAUGCCACCUACAAGCAUUCCCUGCUCUCCUUUACUUGGAUCAGCCGAGUUCAACUUUUUGAUGAAAACAAUUGUGACGAGUACACACGGACAGAUCCCGGAACCUCAUCGACCACCACCAAUCUCAAUUCCUCCCCUCUCACCUCUCCCUCAACCUGUCAUGUCUCCAUCCGUUGCCUCUUUUGGAUCAGCUUUCACUCCACAUUUCUCCACAAAGGACAAGCUACUUUCACCGUUCUUGCAGCCGACAACUUUUCAAUUACCGUCAUCGGCUGAGGUGCGGCUAAAUACGAUUCCAACAAGUCCCACGGGGAAAGAUGGACUGCCCAGACCAACUCCAAUUGGUCCAACAUCACCGCGUUGGACGGGAACAGCGUUGGCAAGCCCGUUAUUAGGUGUUCCUUUCAGUCCGUUAGACUUGUUGGUUGGGACUUUGCCUCUUGGACAAUCAAUGGUGCUACCAGCAGUCACAAGCGCCUCGACUCCGUUCAUCCUACAGCCAACGCCAGCUCAAUUGGGAUUAGCAAGAGGUCAAAAGCGCCUUUCAACCUCUAUGUCGACCGAAAUGGAGUUCAAAAUGGAGACGGAUUCGGAUGAUCAACUUCCAAUCACACCAAAUAUUCCCUUUACUCCGAUCGCAUUAAAUCCAUCAAUUACUUUGAAUGAUUCACAGGAAGCUAUUGAUAUUGAAUCGAUCUCAGUUGCCUCGGCUUCAACUUCUGGAGCUGCAAAGCUCUUUAAGAGAGACGAUUUUGAUAUGGAUAAAGUGCUAUUCAAAGUCGGUUUUCAUGAGAAGUUCUCCCAAUUACCUUCAUUCCUACCGGAAACUGCUCAUCAAAAUGAAUCUGGCUCUGGAUCGGCUUCUUUACCCUCAACUCCAUCGUUUUUGGUUCGAUCGUUGCUUGAGCCAGCUGGCACGGCCACUGCUUCAGCGAAUAAAUCCCCAGCUUCAGCACUACCAGCUCAGAAUCCAAUCUUCUUCCCCCCAAAUUUUGACUUGCCCCAAACGGCCUCCUUUCCUGCGCCGAUUCAAAAAACGAACUCCAGUAUUUCAAUAACUGAUGACAUACUUUCAUGCACGAAUCCCAUUGAAAAAGUCUCGAGUCGAAAGCUAUUAGAACAACGGAGACAAUUGGUGAUGAAUCUUCUUGAAACGGCUGGUCUCUUCCCGAGUGGCCACGAAAUCUCCGCUUUUCAACAAUCGCACAAGAAUGUUUUCCCAAACAAGCAGACGUUGAUCUUGAAAAUACGAGAGGUUCGACAAAAGAUGAUGGCCUUGAAUAAGGCUGGAUUCUCUAAAUCAGAUUCAAACAAAGAACAAGUGGCAGCUAUU
This is a messenger RNA of Mesorhabditis belari, 2115 nucleotides long. Lineage: Eukaryota; Metazoa; Nematoda; Chromadorea; Rhabditida; Rhabditidae. The record is from the annotation of a GenBank genome assembly.